AUGGGUUUAAACAGAAUUGAUCAUAUCCCAUUAUCUUCGAUUUUCAUCGGAAAAUUUUCUGUCAGCUAUGAUUGCUUUACAAGUAUUGAAGGAUUGAAGAAUUGUGGAUUAGCGGGAGCGAUAAAUAAUAACGAUACAGGGAAUAUGGCUGGAAGUAGGUGGCCGGCUGCAGUGGCUCCUACCAACAGAGUCGGCAAUGCUUCUCGAGCAAAACAAGUUAUUUUCGAACCUACAUUUGCCAAAAUGGAAAAAGAGAAUUACGCUUUAACUCAGCGACUAAAGGAAGCUUUCUAUAAGGUAGAGAAGCGGUAUCCUGGUUUCAGUAAAGAUUUCAUGAUUGGCUUGCUUCAGCGGAUGGGAGUCGAUAGUGAAAUCGACGUGACUGAAACGUGUUUACGGAUUGCUGCUCUUCAAGAAUGUGAUAAUCCAAGGACGUCAAGAAAUCCUAGAGUUUUGGAGUUGGAACUUACGGCUAAGACCCUGAAAACUAUUCUUAGUAGCAUACCUGAUGAAAUUAUCGACCGCAGAGCAUUUAUAGAAGUCAUCAAAGGAAUAGCAGAUGCGAUAAAGAUGUUGUUAGCUGCUGUGGGUGCCUUUUAUGAUACGUUACCACCAGGAACACAAAAGAAAUGUCUUGAAGAUCAAAAACGAAAAUUUAUCACCUACUGUCGUAAAUUUAGUGACACUUUGAAGCAGUACUUUAGGAACAACGAUCAAACUGUGGUUUUCAGCAGCGCAAACCUUCUGGUUAGCCAAACCAACCUAAUUUUGUUUGUGGUUCAUGAUGUAGAUUGA
Messenger RNA from Schistosoma bovis, 795 nucleotides. Lineage: Eukaryota; Metazoa; Platyhelminthes; Trematoda; Strigeidida; Schistosomatidae. The record is from the annotation of a GenBank genome assembly.